This is a messenger RNA of Apis cerana (Asiatic honeybee), 4970 nucleotides long. RefSeq names its product pre-mRNA processing factor 19 (gene Prp19). Gene Ontology annotation, molecular function: protein binding; ubiquitin protein ligase activity. Lineage: Eukaryota; Metazoa; Arthropoda; Insecta; Hymenoptera; Apidae. The record is from RefSeq and is a predicted model, not a curated record. Gene Ontology annotation, biological process: mRNA splicing, via spliceosome; DNA repair; protein ubiquitination. Gene Ontology annotation, cellular component: cytoplasm; U2-type catalytic step 1 spliceosome; Prp19 complex.
AAAAUGAAUAUAUAUAUAUAUAUAUAUAUAUAUAUAUAUAUAUAAUAUAUUUAUUGUAUAUAAAUAUAUAAUGUCAUCAUUGAAAAUAUAAGAUAAUAAAUUUAUCUUAUUAAUUUUUCUGCUUGUAUUGCGGUUGUUAUGGAAAUAAAAAAAAAAGAAAGGCAAUUACAAAUCCGAAAAAUGACGAUCAUAAUUAAAAAAAAAAUAAGGUUCGUUUUAUAUCCUAAUUCAAUGAUUGUUACAUUGAAUGGAAAUUAACAUUCCAUAAUAUGCUGAAAAGUUAAUUAAUUGAAAAUUAACUUGAAAGUGAAACAUUUAUAAUUGAACAUAUUCCGUACUAAAAAAAAAUAUACUAUCGGCAUUAUUCAUUACAAUAUGAUUUGUAAUUUGUUUAAAGUAUUGUAAAUUGUUUAAAAAACUUAUUUAAUAUAUUAGUAUUAGAAUAAAUUAGAAGCAAAAAAAUACAAAUAAUGUGUUUUUAAUAAUAUUCCUUAUUUUUUUGUAAUUAUAGAUUUUAUUAAAGACAAGUACAUUCAUUCAAUAAUGCAAAUAAUGUGAAUGAAGUAAAAAAUAUUGUUGUGUUAGAGAUAAAAUUAUUUUAUCUAUAUAGAUAAAUAUAUAAUAUUUAUAUAAUUUUAAUUCUAAAUUAAAUUAUUAUAUAUAUAUAAUAUAAAUAAUUGUUAUAAUAUAUAUUGAUUUAUACAAUGUUUUUUUUUUCAAUUUUAUUUUUAUUAAAUGCACUUAUAAAAAUAAAUUAAUGUUGUAAUAAAAAAAAAUAAUACUGUGUGAAUAUAUAUAUAAUAUAUACAUAAUAUGAAUAUAUACAUAAGAGAUCCUACUACAAAAGUUUAUAUAUAUAUAAAAUUAUUGUGAAUCAAUAUAUGUAUUGAAAUUCAAUUUAAUAUUUCUAUUAGGUUUAAAAGAUUUUAAUUUAUUUAUUUAAGUGCACUAAAAUACUUUAAAUAUAUACAUUUUCAUUCAUUAAUAAUUAAUAUCUUAUUAAAAAAUAUUUAAACUUAAUUAAACUUAAUAAUUAAAAUUUUUAUGUAAAGAAACUUGAACAUUCUAUAAUUUUGUCACAUUAUAGAUCUAAAAGUUUAUCAUUGGAUUGCAGCUCCAAUAGAGUUAUAAUAUAAUAUUCUCUUAUUUAUGUGAACAUGAGGUAUUAAAAGAUAGCAAUUUAUAUAUUAAAAGAUCCCUAUUACUAUUUUGCAAUUAGAUAUCAAUUAUGAACUAUGUAAUUGAAUAUAUAUACAUAUAUGUAUAUGUAUAAUAUUCCCUUUAAUAUCUUAUAUAAAUUUUAGCCUUAUAUUAUAAUUAUUAAAUUGUAAAUUGAAAAUAUUUAUUAAAGAACAUUCAAUUUUUAAUUAAAGAGAAUAGUGCUUAUUUCUAUUUAUAAACAAACAGAAAAGUUUAAUUUUUUGUAUUGUUUUUUUUUGUUUCAUCUUUUAUUAUCUUUUUUAUAAAUUUUUUAGAAAUUAAUAAAUUACAUUCUUCCUGAAAAAGAAAAACUAAUUAUCUUAUAUAAUAUAUAUAUUACCUAUAUACCUCUGCUUUAUCAUUAAAGAUAAAAAACAAACUCAGGAAAUGCAUCUGGAAUAUCUUUAAAUUUAAGAUUAUUAUUAAAAUAACUUAUAAAAUUAUAUAAUUCUUAUUCUUUUAAAAAAUUGUAUUUUUGUUAAUUAUUAUUUAAAUUAGAAUAAGAAAUUAAAUAAAAUAUUUCUAUUAAAUUAUAUAUAUAAUGAAGUAAUAUAAAAAGAUCUAUAUAUAAUAAAAAAAUAAUAGAUUAACAAAUAAAAGUCUAGAUAAGAUAAAAAAAUAAAGGCUUAAUCAAAUCAAAAAUUUCAUAUAAUAUUAAUACCAAUUGUCUAUUCUUGAAUAUUAUAAAUAAAUAUUCCUGAAUAAUUAAAAAGAAAAAACUGAUUCUUUAAUUAGUUAUCAUAUUUUAUAUUAUGCUAUUAAUAAUUUUUAAUUAAGAAUACUAAGAUACUAAUAAAUAAGUCUUUAAAGAUAAAUUAUUUAAUAUUUGCGAACCAGGUUAAACGACUACCAGUACAACUCUAAACGAAGUUUUUAAUAGUUUUAGAAUUAUUCUGAUUUGAUUUAAAUCCAUAACAUGUUAAUAUAAUUAUAUUUCUGUUAGUUAAAAUAAAUAUAUUUAAUUAUAUACCUCAAUUUUUGCAGAUAAUAUUUGUUUUUUAAAUUGAUAUAAGAAAUAUUAAAAAUGAUCGCAAGAAAGAAAAUGACAGUUACUAUAAAAGCCAUGUUUACUUCGUUAAAACGGAAAUUGAUAUUUGAUAGCAUUUUCUAUAUUGAAUAUAAUAAAUCUUUUUUAGAAAAUUCUUAAUAUAUCUUAUAUAAAUAUCUUUAUAUCUUUAUAUAAAUAAUGUUCAUUCAAUAAGAAAAUAUUAUAUUUAAUUAUAAAUUCUGUUUAUUAACAUUCAUUUUUCAAUUUCAAAAAUUAUUUUAUUCAUAUAUUUAAUUUUUUUUAUAAUUUAAAUAUUUUGUAAUAUAUAAAUAUAAUUAUAAUUGUAAUUCACAUAUAUUUUUAUAAUUCCAUAAAAUGUUUUUUAUAUAUACAAAUAGUAUAUAUUUAAAUUUAUAGUAAAAAUUGGUAAUUAGUUUUUCAACUUAAAUGUCAUGCGUAGUAAACACAUCCUGUGUGUGUGAAAAUGGCGCUUUCUUGUGCAAUUUCUAACGAAGUCCCGGAGCAUCCGGUCGUAUCUCCAGUAUCUGGUUCUAUAUUUGAAAAGAGAUUAAUUGAAAAAUAUUUAGCCGAAAAUGGAGUAGAUCCUAUAACUGGAAAGGAAUUAACUGCAGAUCAACUUAUUGAUAUUAAAACCACUGCAAUAGUUAAACCUAAACCACCAAGUGCUACUUCAAUUCCAGCUAUAUUAAAAAUUUUACAAGAUGAAUGGGAUGCUGUUAUGUUACAUUCAUUUACACUUAGACAACAACUUCAAACAGCUAGACAGGAAUUAUCUCAUGCAUUAUAUCAACAUGAUGCAGCAUGUCGUGUAAUUGCUAGAUUGACAAAAGAAGUAACUGCUGCUAGAGAAGCUUUAGCUACUUUGAAACCUCAAGCAGGAAUUGUUCAGGCUACUACCAUUCCACAACCUGCACUUGCAGUGGAAGCUGGUGGUACAGCUGCUCAGCCUAUGGAGCAAGCUGGAAUUACUGAGGAUGUAAUACAAAAACUUCAGGAAAGAGCCACAGUACUAACACAGGAAAGAAAACGUCGUGGACGUUCAGUUCCUGAAGAUUUACUUCCACAAGAUAGUAUUCGCGCAUUUCAAACACUUGCAUCGCAUCCUGGUCUCCAUUCAGCUAGUGUUCCUGGUAUACUUGCACUUGAUAUCCACAGUGCAGAUACUAGUAAAAUUUUAACAGGUGGUGCUGAUAAAAAUGCUACAGUAUUUAAUAAAGAUACAGAACAAGUUGUUGCAAUAUUAAAAGGACAUACUAAAAAGGUUACUAGAGUAAUUUAUCAUCCAGAAGAAGAUAUAGUAAUGACUGCAUCACCUGAUACUACAAUACGUAUAUGGAAUGUAGGAACUAGUCAAACAACAUUGCUAUUGAAAGCUCAUGAUGCUCCUGUGACUGGACUAUCUUUACAUCCAACAGGAGAUUAUUUAUUAAGUUCAUCUUUAGAUCAACAUUGGGCAUUUUCAGAUAUACGUACUGGUAGAUUAUUAACUAAGGUUGCUGGACAAGUUAGUCAACCUUUAACCACAGCGCAAUUUCAUCCUGAUGGAUUGAUCUUUGGCACUGGUACUCAAGACUCUCAAGUGAAGAUUUGGGAUUUAAAGGAACAAUCAAAUGUAGCUAAUUUUCCAGGUCAUUCAGGUCCUAUCACGGCAAUUAGUUUUUCUGAAAAUGGUUAUUAUUUAGCUACUGCUGCAGAAGAUUUUUGUGUAAAACUUUGGGAUUUGCGUAAAUUGAAAAAUUUCAAAACUCUUCAAUUAGAGGAAUCGUAUGAAGUUAAAGAUAUCUGCUUUGAUCAAAGUGGAACAUACCUAGCAGUAGCUGGAACAGAUGUAAGAGUGUAUUUGUGUAAGCAAUGGCAAGAACUGAAAGUGCUUAAUGAUCACACGGCAGCCGCAACUGGUGUUCGUUUCGGAAAACAUGCGCAAUAUAUAGCAUCGACUAGUAUGGAUAGAACUUUAAAACUUUAUGGAUUACCUUAAAUAAUUAGUAAUAAAAAUAUAUUAAUUUAAGAACAAAUUAAAUUAGAAUUUGUAGUAUAAGUUUAUUAUGAAAGUAAUGACAAAUGAUUUUAAGAAAGAUCAUUUGAUUUAUAUUUAAGAAUUACUAUGAAUUCUUUAAAAGAAUUUUGAAUAUAAGAUACUUCAUAACAAUAAAUUUGAGUGCAGUUAUUAUAUAAAUAUUUUUUUAAAAUUGUUAUAAAUAAUGCACUCGUAAUUGAUAUUAUUUUUCUGUUAUCUAUUUUGAUUGAAAAGUUUAAUAAUAUCAAUGUAUUCAAAUUGAUUGUUCAAAUUUUUGUACAUCUAUUUAUUCGCUUAAUUUUGAAAACAAAAGUUCUAAUUGAAAGAUAUUUAUAAAUUAAAUUUUAUAUUCAUAUUUGAUUUCAACUUAAUUUUGAUGUGGAUUUUAAAAUUAAUAUCUUUACACUAAUAAUAUAAUAAUAAUAAUAAAUAUUAAUAUUUUAUAUAAUUCUUUAAAUUUUGAUUGAAGAUUAUUAAUUUAUCAAAAAUGAGUAAAGAAAUAUUAAAUUACAUUAAAUAUAUAAUUUAAAUUUAAUUAUAUGUAUAUUAUGAAUGUAUAUGAUGAAUUUCUUUUCAAUGUUCAUUUAAACAAAGUACAAAAUAUUAAAUAGUAGUAUAUAGUAUUAUAAAAUUAACAUUAUUUUUGUAGAAAAAAUGUAAAACUUUUUCGUUUGACAUGUGUUAACUAUUCAGGAUAUCAUUUAAAAUAAUGAAAUACAAUUUAUUCGAAUAUAUAAAACAAAA